Molecule: messenger RNA, 2526 nt
Organism: Cadophora gregata
Lineage: Eukaryota; Fungi; Ascomycota; Leotiomycetes; Helotiales; Ploettnerulaceae
Exons: 2
Coding region: 1101-2426 (441 amino acids)
Biological process (GO): secondary metabolite biosynthetic process
Molecular function (GO): monooxygenase activity; FAD binding
Source: RefSeq, a predicted model, not a curated record
CAAGAAUUAAACUCGUUAAUUUAUUUGAACUCGUGCCCAUGCUCUCAAAAUCGUAGCAACUGCUUUCUCUACAUCUCUAGGAGCGACAGGAAUCGCAUGUCCCCCGACAAAAGAUACCAAUUCCGCAUUGCUGUCUUCAAAAUAUGUGUCCUUGAGACGAGAGCCCUCCAACUUCCAUGGAUCUUUUGUGCCUUGUAUGUGAACCGAUGGAAUUAUUAUUGGCUUGGAUGGACCAACUGGACUCGACAAGACUUUUGUUCCACAAGACGAAGAAUUUCUCCCACAGUCGUCAACGUGCAAUGCCGGAAAAGUUGCUGCGAUCAAAAUAGCGAAUCUCAACUGCUUUCCCAAUACAGAAUCCAAGCAAAUGCCGGUUGCGACCCUCGCACCCUGGCUGAAAGCCAUGAUGCCCACGGCCUUUGUCUGGUUCAGCUGCGUAGCAAGCAAUUUUUGCACUAUCUGUCGUCUGUGUCGAAUUUCUUCCGGCGAGAUAUCAAAUUCGAUAGCUGCACUUUCAUCGCAGUGCCACCAGAGAUACGGUUCGAUUCCUUCAUAUGUUGGGUAAACACCCGGUCCAGCUACAGACUCGAAUGGUGCAUCGAUGAAGACGAACCGGAACACUGUUGAUAGCUUGCGGAUUAUCAUGCGUGCCUGUAAUCGAAAUAUGAUUCCAUUCGUGCCGGCCCCAUGGAGGCACAAAAUGGUUGGAAGAUCGGCUCGCUCAUUUGGUUCAAGGAUCGAUAUCAUGCCUCUUUGAUCGUCGGCAGCGUUAUGACAGAAUUAUUCGCUCUGUUUUCCACUCUGUUGGAAAUGCAAAACCUCAGAUAGUAAGGACCUAGGCCACCGGCGAAAAGGGGAUGAAGAUGAAAUUGCCGCAGCAGGCCAGUUCGAGACCGGCCCUUUCUCUCGUGGACCACUUCCAUAUUUUUUUUUUCGCCGCCGGAGCAAAAAUAUCUCAACCGGGACGGAAUCAUGUGUGUUCUGUAUUUUGAAUCCUGCGGACUGUGAUAUCCGCCGGCGAUUACUCACGUAUUGUAAAUACAGAUGUGUAAAUUCGUGAGCCUUCACGGCGGAGACGAUAGUAAUCACAUCAUACCAAGAUGCAAACUCAUGCAAACCCAUCGAAUGAGUCUUCCAGUGCUAGCCGCAAUGGCAACUUGGGGAAACGUAUGAACGUGAUUGUCGUUGGUGCCGGAUUUGGUGGACUCACAACUGCUAUAGAGUGUCAAAAACAAGGGCUGUCUGUUGCCAUCUACGAGUCUUUUGCAGAACUCAAACCUCUCGGCGAUGUGAUUUCUUUCGGUGCCAACGCUGGCAAGAUCUUGCGACGCUGGAAGACAGCCACCGGUGACGAGAGGGUAUCCGAUCUUUUUGAUCCACUUUCAAUCAAAUUAGGAAAGAACGGCUUCAAUCUUCACAGAUCAAAUGGAGCACUCAUCUUCAACCAGAGGAUGCCACCCAAAGAUCCAGAGGCGCCAAUGUUCAAUGGCCACCGAGCCGAUUUUCACGAGAUUGUGUUCCAAUAUGCAUCAGCAAUGGGAAUCCCCAUUCACCUUGGUCAGCGCUGCCAGCAAUAUUUCGAAGACAGUGAUGCAGCAGGAAUUUUACUCGAGUCCGGUGAAAAGGUCAUGGCCGACGUGGUGAUAGCUGCGGAUGGGUUUCGUUCCAAAGGACGAGACGUUGUGCUCGGAAAUCACCUGCAGCCAAUCGCAUCUGGGCACAAGUGCUUCCGAAGUUGGUUCACUGGUGACGAAGUAUUGAAAGAUCCGGAAACGGCAAAGUUCUGCUCCAACGGAGAUACAUUCACGGGCUGGAUUGGUCAUGAUGUCCACUUUCUGUUCUCAACGUUGAAAGAUGGGAAGGAUUGUUCGUGGGCCAUUACAUACAAACCUGAAACUGUUAUUGAUGGCCCAUCUCGAACGAGAAAAGAACGAUUGUACGACAUAUUCCAAGACUGGGAUCCCAUUUGCCGCCGUCUUAUAAGCCAUACCCCAGAAGAGAAAAUUUUGGAAUGGGACGCUGCUUAUCAUGACCCAUUGCUAACAUGGGUAAGCAAAGAGGGACGAAUCGCUCUCCUGGGUGAUUCUGCCCAUCCCAUGCUUCCCACAAGCGCCCAAGGAGCUGCGCAGGCAAUGGAGGACGGGGUGACCAUUGCAAUAUGCCUCCGUAUCGCAGGCACGAAAUAUGUUCCUGCAGCAUUACGUGCAUAUCAAAAUAUUCGGUACGAACGUGUGAAGUCUGUACAGCGUACCGGUGAGGCAACCAGAGAAAUGUGGCAUCGUACAGACUGGGGAAAAGUAGCUAAAGAUCCAAGUAGCCUGUCAUUCCCUCGUGAGGACUGGAUCCAUUCGCAUGAUGCAGAGCAGCAUGCGGAAAGUACUGCCAAAGACGAAAUCGAGAGGGUUGUUGGGUUGAGGCUGGGUUGAGUUGUAGAGCGGCGUGGUAGAUAAGUCAAUUACAUACAAGCCAGUGAUUUCUUAGAUGUCACAUCAGUCAUUCAUCUAGUCGGGUAGUGGUCGAUCCAGC